Messenger RNA from Cordyceps fumosorosea ARSEF 2679, 885 nucleotides. RefSeq lists its product as hypothetical. The record is from RefSeq and is a predicted model, not a curated record. NCBI's taxonomy places the organism in Eukaryota, Fungi, Ascomycota, Sordariomycetes, Hypocreales, Cordycipitaceae. The transcript has a single exon. The coding region runs from base 1 to 885 and encodes 294 amino acids.
AUGGACCCGAAUAAUAGCAGCCAGCGUUUGAUGAGCGUCCUCUCGCUGAACACCGGCAAGGAGCCAGCCACGUGGGGGAUCACCGUCGUCCGCACCGACUACAAGGCGCCGCAGCAGCACCUCGUCGACGCCCUCGCAUGCCUCAACGACGCGGUGCGUGCGGACCUGGGAGCCUCGCGGGCGUACCCUCAGAGGCGGGACGGCUUCGUCCUCGAUAGAAUCGCGUUUGACGAGAACUGGCCGCCUUUAGCACCGCGCCGCCCCAGGAAGCAGCAGCAUAAGAAGAACAACGAGCAGCAGCGGCUCGCGGACGAGCUGUUUGCGCGGUACAGCACGGAGCUCCUCAGCAAGCGCGACAAGCUCAACGAGGCGGACGCGGAUACCGUCCGCAAGACGUUCCAGGACUGGAUCGUGCAGCAGCGGGGAAACCCGCACGGCGGCGACAUGCGCUACGUCUUCUGCGUCGUCCUGGACGCCGAGGCGAUCCGGCAGCUGCACGACCUCUGGCGCCUCCGCCGCCGCGGCUGCCAGGAGGCGCGCGCGCGGGUCCGGGUGCUGGACGCGAUCCCCGGCGGCGGAGCGUAUAGCGUGGGACUCCGGGGCGCGCACGGCCUGGUCAGCUUCUGCUUCGCGCGUCGGCGCAGCAGGCACCCGCUGGAGGUGCUGCUGACGGGGCCGCCGCGGGGCGAGGAGGGGAUGUGGUGCUUUGGGCCGUGGGAGGCGGAGGCGCUGCCGCCGCCGCCGCCGCCGCCGUCGGCGUCGGCGUGCGAGGAAGAUGGGAACGAGGAUGGGAUGCCGAUCAAGGGCAAGGACAAGGGCAAGGGAAAGGCGCGGAAAGGAAAGAAAGGCAAGGGCCGAGGUUUGAAAAAUGGUGAUAAGAGCUGA